UGCCGCUAUGGAAGAUAGCCUGGUCCGCGCCUUCGGGGGCCUCAGCCUCCAGCAGCCCCGCCGUGCCCGAGGCAGGCCCCCCGCUCGCCGUUUCAGCAAAAGCCUCUAUUUGCUCCGCGGCCUGCCCGGGUCGGGCAAAAGUACUCUGGCCAGGCAACUGAAACGUGAAUUUCCUAAUGCAGUCAUUUUUAGUACUGACGAGUACUUCAUCACAGAAGAUGGCACCUAUGAAUUUAAUCCUGAUUGUUUGAGAGAUGCACAUAAGUGGAAUCAGGAAAGAGCACAUAAAGCUAUGAAGAAUGGGAAAUCUCCAGUUAUAAUUGAUAAUACCAACAUCCACGCUUGGGAAAUGAAGCCAUAUGUGAUAAUGGCACUGGAAAACAGAUACGAAGUUAUAUUUCGGGAGCCAGAUACACGUUGGAAGUUCCAUGUUCGGGAAUUAGCUCGACGUAAUCAUCAUGGUGUUCCAUUUGAGAAAAUACAAUGGAUGAAAGACGAAUAUGAGCAUGAUGUUACCUUCCAUACAGUGCUUCAUUCUGAAGAACCAGCCAGAUACUGCAAUUCUGGACGUUAUUCUCGUCUGAAUUCAGCUUUUUCCAACAACAGAAUGAAUAGGUCAUGAAACUGAAGGAUUUUAAUAAGAGGACAGUGGGAGAUUUUAUUGGGAUUUUAUAGAUUUUAUUGUUUUAGAUUCUUAGCAAUUUUCUAUUUUUCUACUGAACUAAAGUAGGUCUUAACCCAUUUAAGCUUGAUGUUCCAGAAUUCUUGCAGAUU
Messenger RNA from Protobothrops mucrosquamatus (brown spotted pit viper), 774 nucleotides. RefSeq names its product NEDD4 binding protein 2 like 1 (gene N4BP2L1). The record is from RefSeq and is a predicted model, not a curated record. NCBI's taxonomy places the organism in Eukaryota, Metazoa, Chordata, Lepidosauria, Squamata, Viperidae. Bases 8 to 622 code for a protein of 204 amino acids. The transcript has 5 exons.